CUACCGGCCUCUCUUAAUUUUGUUUCUUUUUGCUGUUUGAAGUCACUACCUAUUUCCAGUCUCUUCCUUCCAGCCUUGCAUCCUCCCUCCACCGCAUAUAAGAUUCACCCUUCACCACUUCUACCUUACUCCCUAAUAUCUGGUGUUCCUUUAUAAGAUCUAAAGCUUGGAAAUUUUUUGUUGCUCAAGAAAGAAGUCUUAAGAGUAGUUUGUUUGAUCAACAAACUGGCGGAGUUCAGCUUCAACAGGAGAGGUUUUAAACAAGGAUUUGGUGAAGCUUCUGGAGAGAAGCUGGGCAUACAACUCUGGCCGACAAUCUAGUGAAACCUUCUCAAGCCGGAGAAGGCAUUGGCCCUCUUAUUUCCGGUGAUCAUUCACCUUCCGAUUGCACGCGGUCAUUGGUUUGGUGCCUUCCUAUCGAUUAUGGCUAACUUUUGAUCAAUCAUUCUCCAUGUGAUCUUUGCAACUCAAAAUUUUCACUGUUAAAAGCUUAAUUUAAGGAUUGGUUAGAGAUGUGAGCGUCAAUAGGCAAAGUUCAAGAAGAGGAAGAAGAAAAGGGGAAAAACGGAAAUAAAUUGUGCAUCUAUUCAGGCUUCUCUGACAAUUGGAAUCAGUCACCUUUGUCAAAUGGCAAAACUCAAUUGCUUCUCUCUCUUGACCGCAAAGAAAAAGAAAGAUAAGGGGGGUGAUGUGUCUUCAAAAGCUGUUGAACUAAAUAAAGGGGUUAGAACCCUCCAAAUUAAGCUCGAACAACCGGUGCAACCUUUUCAGAGUGAUGAAUUGAAAUCAACAACAUUUACUGUCCCUGUACCUGUUGGCUUUCAGGAGGAUUCUCUUUGCAAUGUCAAGGUAAUCGGCCAUGAGAGUCCUGUUGGAUGUGAAGCAGCAGAGAUAGCAUAUGAAGGGGAAGAUGAGCAUGAAGAGAAUGCCUCAAUUAAGAGAGAUAACUCUGACUUAGAUCUCCAAGCCCAUGUAGCCAAUUCAGGUGAAGAAGAAUUUGAUUUCAGAACCAAAAGGUUGGAUUCUUCAUCUUUAUUUGAUACUGAAGUAAAGGAAGAGUUUAUGUACCAAGCACAGAAAGAUGUUGAAAAGGCUGUUGAUAUGAUUCAAAGUGGACAUAUCAGUGAUCCAGGGAUCGGGAGGGCUGAGUUCUGGGCUUCACCAAAGCUUAAGCGCUCUUGCUCUAAUUUGGAGACGAGGGAUGUGCUAAGAAAGGUAGCUGAUCAGUUACCUCCUUCUAAGCCUCAAUCCUUUGAAGAAUUGCAGGAGUUAUCUGCAAGAGUAAGCGACGACUUUUAUCCUGGUAGCCCAGCUUCUGUAAUGACUCGUUGCAGUGCUGACAGAGUGAUGUUGAAAAAACAUUCUUCGAGUCAAGUUCUGCCUUCCAGAAGCAGAAGGUUAUGGUGGAAAUUAUUCCUCUGGAGCCACCGGAACUUGCACAAACAUUGGACAACAAAACCACGGCCUCUUCCUGUCACUGCUACUUUGAACCAGCAAGGUGGAUACUCUUCAGAUACAAUUGAGCCACAUCGAGCGAUGAAACUGAGCAAGAUGGAAUCACCUGGAUCAUUUACCGGAGAGUCCUUGAACAAAGACUUUACCGGCAACUGUGAUGACAACCAGAGCUGGAAUGGUUUUCAAACAGGAGUUUCUGGUUUAUGGCCCCAGAACCAAUGGGUUGCGUUCCCAGCUCGAUCAUCAUCCUUCACGAGAGUAGAUGAGUGGGUGAGAGAUCUUGAAACCCAAAUCAAACAGCCUGCUGAAGAUGGGAAUGGCGAAGAGGGUAUAACCUUUCCACCUUCUCCUGACACUGGUAAAUCACCAGCCAGAAGCACAACCCACUUGACUCGGCGUCAAGAUAUCAAUCUGUCUGAGGAGAUUUUACAUGCCAAUAGCGUCAUUCAGUCUCUCAAUUCUUCCUCAACUGUUGCUCAUAUUUCAGGAAUAGGUUUGAAAGCCAUUCCAAUCAUCACACAUUUCUCCAGCCUUCGCGCUGUCAAUUUGUCAAACAACUUUAUAGCCCACAUUACUCCAGGAUCACUUCCAAAGGGUCUUCACACACUCGACUUGUCAAGAAACAAGAUCCACACUAUUGAAGGACUUAGAGAAUUAACUCGGUUGCGAGUAGUUGACCUCAGUUAUAAUCGCAUUGCUCGAAUUGGACAUGGGCUGUCAAACUGCACGCUGAUCAAAGAACUGUAUCUUGCUGGGAACAAGAUUAGUGAUGUCGAAGGGCUACAUAGGCUCUUGAAGUUGACAGUCUUAGACCUCAGCUUCAACAAGAUAACAACGACAAAAGCGCUGGGCCAGCUUGUUGCCAACUUCAACUCAUUGCAAGCAUUGAAUCUGUUGGGAAAUCCCGUUCAGAGCAACAUCAGUGAUGACCAGCUGCGCAAGGCAAUUUGUAGCUUACUCUCUAAGCUUACAUACCUGAACAAGCAACCCAUCAAACCACAAAGAGCAAGGGAAGUGCUCACUGAUAGUGUUGCCAAAGCUGCCCUAGGGAGCGGCAGCUGGAACUCUAGAAGAAAAGCAGCAAAAAGAGCAAGCCAAGGUGCAUCAACAUCCACCAGUGUGCACAGAAGCAGUGUGGCAACCGGGCAGAGGAGCAAGAAUAAAUCAAAGAGCCGAAGUCGUCAUCAUGUAUCUCUAAAUUCACCUGCACAAGCUUCUUCAUCACGUAAGAGAUUUUCCCAGUAAUUUACCUGGAGAAUUCAAGGGAAUUUUUUUAAAUUUCCUUUAUUUUGUGUUGUGACCCUAAAGACUGCUUGCUAUGCAGACAUUUGUCUUCCCCCUUAUCAUGUUUGGAGUUAUUUUUUUGGUAAUUCGACUUAAGUUUGUGUGGUGUAAUCAAGUGUUAAUGCAUGCAGUUUUCAUUUCUA
Theobroma cacao (cacao) is the source of this 2882-nucleotide messenger RNA. RefSeq names its product Outer arm dynein light chain 1 protein. Gene Ontology annotation, cellular component: cytoplasm. Gene Ontology annotation, molecular function: protein binding. The record is from RefSeq and is a predicted model, not a curated record. NCBI's taxonomy places the organism in Eukaryota, Viridiplantae, Streptophyta, Magnoliopsida, Malvales, Malvaceae.